AUGUCAUCCAAGGAAUACAUCCUAUGUGACAACGCUGGGGAAGUAGCAGUAGCCGUGCCAGUUCUCUCCAGCUACACCCAUCUCGCAGUAGACUGCGAGGGUGAUCAGCUUGGCUGUAGAGGCGGGCGUCUAUCCCUUCUAACUAUAACCCCCAUUUCCAACGAUGCGCCCAUCUACAUAUUCGACCUCCUCAGGCUGAAGAGGAAAAAUAUGCGGCGAAUCUUUGAUCUCCUCCAAGAUGACUCGCGCGUGAAAAUAUUCUUUGAUGGAAGGAUGGACUAUAGUGCGCUGUGGCAUGAAUAUGCCGUUUCCGUAGCCGGUGUCAUCGAUCUCCAACUCGCAGAUUUGCAUUCCCGCCAGGACCGGGGGGAAACAGAGUCUAUGCGGUUGGAUCGCAUUCGUGCUUUUCUUCCGCCAAGAAUGGUCGCGGAAAGUCCAGACGAGUACCAAAUGUUGAUUUGCUUGUCGGGUCUGGCACGCUGUGCUCGAGAACAUCUACAACAUGACGAGAGAAAAGCUAUCGAUCACAGGAAGUGGCUCAAACGACCUUUAUCGCAAGAGCAACUCGGAUAUGCUGCCCAGGAUGCACAACUCAUCGAAAGCGUCUACGAGCACUUCAAAUCCCAAAAUUACCUCACAGAAGAACUCCCAGAGCAAAGCGAGCGGUACAUCACGUUCUGGGAAGCUGGGAAGCCGGAAAAAUACCGGCAUUUCGAUUCUCACUGUUUGUUGCCUUUGGACAUCAUCGAUUAUGAUGCUGGAAAACCCACACACAGGUGUGCAGGGUGCCGGCGAUUUCUAUCCGUGGACUGUUUUCCCGACGAAAACACCAGCUCGGGAGGGUUGUAUUGUUGGGUAUGCAAUGCCAUUCUGCGGAAGGAGGCAUACGACAAGCAAAAGCACAACAAUUCAAAAGGUGGUGGUAGACGCGGCCGUCGGCGUUAAGCUCGCAUGUUCUGUUGUUCGGGUGGUGUAUGUACUGAGCUUGUGGAUAAAAAAAAAAGCACCGUUCGUCCUAUUUUUCGUCGUAGUAGCAGUUAGUAUGUUGACAUUCUGAUCGAAGCGAGCACUAUGUAAUAUAUGGUCAGGGUUCUUGCGAAAAUAAAAGGUAGCGUCAGCGAGCCCGUCGCACCAAGGCGAGUCCAGAGGUACGGCAAGAUAUCUAAUCAGCGUGGGCGUGCAUGCUGUUGCUCAAACACAACACCAAUAGAUAUGAUGCAGCUGUGCUGCAGUGUCCUAUGAGAGUUCAACCUCACAAUGGGGAUAAUAAGAACGGACAUGAGCGCCGGUCAUCGGGCAACGCGUCUCGCCACAACACGAUGGUCCCAAUCUCUCUAGAACCGGAUAACAUAACGUUGUCCUGACUGAGUGGUCAGGUGUUGCACACUCG
This is a messenger RNA of Guyanagaster necrorhizus, 1390 nucleotides long. RefSeq names its product ribonuclease H-like protein. The record is from RefSeq and is a predicted model, not a curated record. The coding region runs from base 1 to 945 and encodes 314 amino acids. Gene Ontology annotation, molecular function: 3'-5' exonuclease activity; nucleic acid binding. The transcript has 3 exons. NCBI's taxonomy places the organism in Eukaryota, Fungi, Basidiomycota, Agaricomycetes, Agaricales, Physalacriaceae. Gene Ontology annotation, biological process: nucleobase-containing compound metabolic process.